Styela clava is the source of this 2913-nucleotide messenger RNA. The record is from RefSeq and is a predicted model, not a curated record. NCBI's taxonomy places the organism in Eukaryota, Metazoa, Chordata, Ascidiacea, Stolidobranchia, Styelidae.
AAAAAUCGAAACUACAAAAACAGAGUACAAGAUUGAUGGUUUGAAACAGGGAACAUCUUUCACAUUUCAAGUUGCAGCAAUAGACCCAAAAGGAACGCCAAGUCUUUGGAUAGUAUCCAAUUCAUUAAAGACAAAAUCAAGUUCUAUUAAAGUGGAAAAAUUCAAUGUCCAGCGAGGAACGGAGGAUCCAGCUACUACACUUUACUGUACUUGGGACUCUCCACCAGGAGUAGAAGAGUAUAAACUCCGGUAUCGGCAUGGAAAGAAUUCCUUUGUUGUGUGCUUUGGGAAAAGAUUGCAAAGAGUAUGUUAUCCGGAAUCUUUUGCCAAACACUGAGUACAGAGUUGCUAUCAAAGCUGAUAAAGAUGGAUAUGGUCCUUAUACAACCCCGGAAACGAUCAAAACAGAUGUUGGACAAGUUAGCAAAGCUUGGUUAGAACUGGACAAGUUGGAUUCAGUGGUUGUUAAGUACAAUGAUGCAUUGAAUGCCACAUCUCACCUCAUUGAGCUACGGGAUUCCACUGCAGAGGAUCAACCACGGGUUCACACAGAUGAUGGUCUAUUCACUGAUUUGAAGAAUAAUUGUAGUUACCAUGCAAUAGUGACACCAAUGUAUGGACAGAAGAAAGGGAAAGAAACACAAACAGAGGAGAUUCUAACAGCACCUAAAGCUCCUCUGAUAAUGAAAAACAACUUCAUACCGGACGAAGAAAACCCAAAUUCAGUUUUCCAUCUCUCCUGGAAGUCCCAACCAAAUUGUUAUGGAGAAGAACUGAAAAUUUCUUGCUUGGACUUCAAUGAUGAACCACAAAUACUACGACAUGAAAGAGAAAGCAAUGAAGAUGGAAAAUGCUUUCUUACAUAUCGAGGUGGUAGAUCUGGUUGCAAAUACGGAGUGCAAAUGAGAACACGGAAUCGUGGGGGUUUUAGUGAAUGGUCAAAGCCAUUUGAAUACACUACAGUUCCAACCAAAGUUUCAAAAAUUGGAUUGGAAAUUGUAGGAGACCAGAUUACUUGCUCAUGGGAUGGAUCUUUGAAUGCCGACAACUAUAAAGUAAUCUUGCACGAGUGCAAACUAAACGGUCAAUGGGAAAAACUAGAAGCAAAGGAAACCUCAAGACGUAGACAUUCUUUCGAGACAAAGGCUGGACAUGGAAUCUUAUUUACAUGUAAAGUGAUUCCAUGCAAUGCAACUGGUGAGGGAGAGACGGCUUGGUCUAACACUGAACUAUCUCCUCUUCUACCACCAACAGACCUGGCGUUUGAGUUUACUGAUGAUGGAAUCCAAUUCUGUUGGACAAAUUCAAAUGGAAUGUCAUCAGCAAAAGUUCAACUCACAGAUUUCGAGGAGUUUACAGAAACAAAUAUUACAAAGCAGAGUUCAUGGAGUUUUUUCAAACUUUAUGAUGGAACCUCCUAUAAAUUCAAAGUUUGGGCAAGAAAUGGCGGCCAUCUCAGCAACCAAUAUACAUCCAUAACGUUUGCAACAGCUCCGAAUGAUGUCAUUGUGAAGCGAAAUAAAGAGAAUCCAGAGACGAGCUUGGAUGUUGAAGUUGUUACAAGACAUGAUGGCCCAUAUACUUUGAUCAUCAAUGGCGAUGAAUAUAUAAGUAUCAGUGGCCGGCAUUACGUAAUUGAAGAUCGUCAACCUGCCACAAAAUAUGAGAUUGGUGCUCAAUCUGUGUUUGACAAAAACAAAAAGACAUCGAUUACAUUUGGGAAACCAGUAACAACACUUGCAGCUAAAGUAUCUGGAGUUACAUGCCUCCCAAUUGAAGACACGUCUGGCAUGACCUUGAAAUGGGAAAAUUGUGGAAAUCCGAGUAUCAACUACAAAAUAAGCUGGUCAAAGGAUUAUAUCCCUUUUCAUCCCAUUACUUGUAAAAAUUCCGAACACAAGUUUGUUGACUUGAAGCCGGGAACUUAUGAAUUCAAAGUUUCUGCUGGAGGCGCUGAUUCUGAUCCCUAUACAGUUAUUGUGCCAGAAGGUCCUAAAAUUUAUGUUGAGAUUCUCACAAGCAAAUUGAUGCACAUCACCUGUGAUCAAGUAGACCAUGCCGAUGAAUAUAUUUACAAGAUAUGUGCUAGCAACAUGGAAACGCCAAAGAUUUUCAAAAGAGAAGACCCUGAAUUAUGGAUUGAUGAACAUGAAUUUCAAUUUCAAGUUGGUACUCACUACCUACUUGCUGUCCAAGCUUGUUGUCAUGACGAUAACAAACAAAACCAUGUGAGCCUUCCUACAAAAAGACGGUUCUACACAGGAUUGGAAAAACCUUUGGAUUUAAAUGUCGAGCUUGACAAUGUCACACCAACGAGCAAAGCGGAAUGCACAUGGAACAAAUCACCUGGAAUGCUGAAAGCAAAGAUACAAGUUCUGGAUUCCCAGGAAAAUGUCAUCAAAGACUCGGAGACUCCAGACUUGAAAUUUAACCUCUCAAGUCUCAAGCCUAACCAAACGUAUGAAGUAAAAAUUUGGCCUGGUGAUGGAAAAAUGUUCUUUGUUGAAAAUUGUGCAAGUUUAAAAUUUGAGACGGCUCCCAACCAACCAGACAAGGUGACCUGCACUCAGAACAAACAGGACAGAACCCAUUCUAUCGAUGUUACAAUUUAUUCUGAAUAUUCUGGGCCUUUCAUCGUCCAUGUGUUGGACUCUCGCCGGAAUAUAGCCAAAGAACCGAUAGAAACCAAUGACAAAAGCAUGACUGUAACCAACUUACAGGCUGGUGGGUCAUAUUUUAUCUAUGUCCAAUGUAAAUUUGGGAAUUAUCUUACGGCUAAGACACAUGGUAUGUAUUGCAAAUAAACGGUUGCUUGUUUGUACUCCUGAGAAAUGAAUCUAGAUUCACAUUGGUACUCCUGAAGUAUGCGUACCAAGAUGGCGGACCUCGGAAUGUAGUAUGUGUACCAGGUUA